This is a messenger RNA of Trametes versicolor FP-101664 SS1, 1290 nucleotides long. RefSeq names its product CRAL/TRIO domain-containing protein. NCBI's taxonomy places the organism in Eukaryota, Fungi, Basidiomycota, Agaricomycetes, Polyporales, Polyporaceae. Bases 1 to 1182 code for a protein of 393 amino acids. The record is from RefSeq and is a predicted model, not a curated record. The transcript has 7 exons.
AUGGCACCCCCCAAAGACUCUGAAGCCAUCCUCAAACAGUUCCGUGAAGGACUGGUUCAACAAGAACUCAUCCACGACGGAGACUCUAUCGGCACCGACGAUGAAACCCUUCUCCGCUUUCUGCGCGCCCGGCAGUGGAACGUGAAGCAGGCCACGCUCAUGUGGAAGAACUGCCAACAUUGGCGCAGCACCGUCGAGGGCGUCGGGAUCGACGAGCUCUACCGCCAAAUUGACCCGUUCGACUACCCCGAGCGCGACCAUGUCUUCGACUGCUGGCCCCUCUAUUUUCACAAGAUCGACAAGAAAGGCCGUCCGCUGAACUUCCACCGCUUCGGCGGCAUCAACCUCACGAAGCUGCAGAAGAAGAUGACCCUCGAACGCUUCUGGCAGACCGUCAUUGUGAACUGCGAGGCGCUCACGCGCGAGGUGCUCCCCGCCUCGGCGGAAGCCGCGGGCAAGCCUAUUUCGGGCACCUUCGUCGUCGUCGAUCUCGCCGGGUUCGGCAUCAGCCAGUUCUGGCAGAUGAAGGACUUCGCGCGGAGUUCGUUCCAGGUGUCCCAGGACUACUUCCCUGAAACAAUGGCGCAGCUCGCAAUCGUCAAUGCGCCAAUGGGUUUCUCGACAAUCUGGAACGUCAUGAAGCCGUGGCUCGCGAAGGAGACCGCCGCGAAGAUCGCGAUCUACGGCUCCGACUACAAGAAGGCGCUGCUCGAGCUCAUCGACCCCGAGGCGCUGCCCACGAGCCUCGGCGGUACGUGCACAUGUGAGGGCGCAGGCGGGUGCAUGAAGAGCAACGCAGGCCCAUGGAUGCACGAGCGCGCACGCCGACGCGAGGCGUGGUUGAACGGCGAGCGCGAGACCAUGGCGCUCCUGCCGGGCGAGCUUACGGGUGAGCUCCGGAUAGGGAAGAAGGUCGAGGAGAAGGAGGCCACGCCGGAAGAACUCAGUCAACAAGAGGCACAAGCACCGGAGAGCGAGCAGCUUCCCGCGGACGCCACAGAGUCUUCGCUACCCUCGCUGCCAUCACAGGCGUCCGGCAGCACGUCGGAAGCAUCCUCCAUCGCCACCCCAUCGACGCAGAGUAGAGAAGCGUCGGUCGAGCGCAUGUACAAGGAACACCCCGAGACGCGCGACAUACAGACGGGAGACCUGCGCAGCGGUGCGACGGUGUUGACGGCAUGAUGAUCCAUAGAUGUUGUGUUUAUCCCGGUUGUAUAGGGGGAUUAUACGUGUAUCAGCACCCAAUGUUGUAGUCUAUGAUAUCUUAAUACUGUACAGUACGAUGAAGCC